AUGGCCGAUGGCUACAAGAAUGCCCAGUUCCCCAAGCUCAAGGCCGCCCCAGGCGAGACCAUUGCUAUUCGCUACUUGGAGAACGGCCACGUGACUGGGCCAGACCUUAUGAAGCCCAAGAAUCGAGGCACAGUCUACAUCUACGCGACGACAGAGCCCAGGGACGGUCAGGCCAUUCAGGAUGUCCACCAGAAGUGGACGGCCGACGGCCAGGGUGGUGACAAGAAGGGUCGCCUUUUGGCUAAGCGCAACUACGACGAUGAACGCUGCUUUGAGGGUAAGAACAACAAACCAGAGAGCAACAGGAGACAGGCGCUGCCAGGGUUCACCCAGCCCGGCAAGGACUCGGACAUUCACAACUGGUGUCAGAACGACAUCAAGCUGCCUGCGGAUAUCACAAAGGGCGACUUGACUAUCUACUGGGUCUGGGACUUUAGUAUCACGGACAAGGAAAACACUGCACUGACCAGCGAUAACCUCAACGGUGCCAAGGUCGUGUCCAAGGAGUUUUACAGCUCUUGCAUGGAGAUUACACUCGACGAUAAGAUCAAGUCGAAUGAGCCUUUCAAGUUUGACGACAAGCAGAACCUCAAGAACGCUGCCGACCCCAAACAGCUGACGAUGGGCCUGCCCGACGGUGCUCCCAAGGGAGGAGCCGCUCCACCUAAGCCCAAGGAGGACGACAAGAAGGAUGACAAGCCAAAAGACCCUCCCAAGGAUAACAAGCCUAAGGAUCCUCCCCCUCCCCCCAAGGAUGACAAGCCCAAGGAAUCUCCCAAAGACGCUCCCCCCAAGACGAACCCGCCCGCUGCCGCUCCGACCAACCCACCGGGCGCAGUGCCUACGACUUUUGAGAAGCAGGUCAAGACUGUGACUGUCACCCAGGGCGCGACCACCGUCACCGUCACGGCUGCCAAUGGCGCCGCACCCACUCCUCCCCCGGCAGCUCCCGCAACUCCUAACAAGGAUGCUCCCAAAGAAGCUCCCAAAGAAGCUCCCAAAGAAACUCCCAAGGACGCUCCCAAGGAUGCUCCCAAGGAUGCUCCUAAGGACGCCCCGGCAGCUCCCGCAACCCCUAACACCGAUGCCCCCAAAGACGCUCCCAAGGAGAACAACAAGCCUGUGUUUUGCUCUUUUAAACGUUUGUCGCUCUCUAAACAGUGA
Pyricularia oryzae 70-15 is the source of this 1164-nucleotide messenger RNA. RefSeq lists its product as uncharacterized. NCBI's taxonomy places the organism in Eukaryota, Fungi, Ascomycota, Sordariomycetes, Magnaporthales, Pyriculariaceae. The transcript is spliced from 2 exons. Bases 1 to 1164 code for a protein of 387 amino acids. The record is from RefSeq and is a predicted model, not a curated record.